This is a messenger RNA of Lactuca sativa (garden lettuce), 1899 nucleotides long. Its product is annotated as protein serine/threonine kinase. Gene Ontology annotation, biological process: maturation of SSU-rRNA; protein phosphorylation. Gene Ontology annotation, molecular function: protein serine/threonine kinase activity; ATP binding. NCBI's taxonomy places the organism in Eukaryota, Viridiplantae, Streptophyta, Magnoliopsida, Asterales, Asteraceae. Gene Ontology annotation, cellular component: nucleus; preribosome, small subunit precursor; cytosol. The record is from RefSeq and is a predicted model, not a curated record.
CGAUAUGCCCCAAACCCUAAUAAAACCUUACUCACUACUUACGAUUACAAACAGCAUCGCCUCUCGCUAUUGCUCCUCACGUCAAUUCUCCCCGCUCGUCAUCGCCUCCCCUGUGAAGUCACUGGCCGGAGACCUUCGAUAGCCACAACUCCGUCGCACCUAAGCCCAGCUUUAUAAUGAACUGAAGAUUGUUUCUCCAAGCUAUACAAGAGUACCACAGUGAUAAUCAAUUUGAGAAGUAGAUAAUGAUUAAUUUAUUGUUACAAAACUAAUCUUGAAGGUGAUCAACAUUUACUUAGUAGAGAAGAAAAGUGCUAAAACAGAGGAGUGAUGAAGCUUGAUGUGAAUGUUCUUCGGUACCUCUCUAAAGAUGACUUCAGGGUUCUCACUGCUGUAGAGAUGGGAAUGCGCAAUCAUGAAAUUGUACCUGUUGAGCUCAUCGAUCGCAUUGCUUCACUCAGACAUGGAGGGACUUAUAAGGUGUUGAAGAAUUUGCUCAAGCACAAACUGUUGCAUCAUGACUCUUCAAAGUAUGAUGGGUUCAGGCUUACCUACCUUGGUUAUGAUUUUCUUGCUAUAAAGACUCUGGUCAACCGAGGUGUAUUUUCAUCAGUAGGACGCCAAAUUGGUGUGGGGAAAGAGUCUGAUAUAUUUGAGGUUGCAAAUGAAGAAGGUGAGAUUAUGGCUAUGAAAUUACACAGACUUGGUAGAACCUCUUUCAGAGCUGUGAAGUCAAAGCGUGACUAUUUAAGGCACAGAAGCAGCUUUAGUUGGCUUUAUCUCUCUCGCCUUGCUGCUCUUAAAGAGUUUGCUUUCAUGAAGGCAUUACAAGAACAUGGGUUUCCUGUUCCAAAUGCAGUGGAUUGCAAUCGCCAUUGUGUCAUAAUGUCCCUUGUUCAAGGCUAUCCACUUGUUCAGGUGAAGGAGUUGCAAAAUACUAACACCAUUUUUGAGAAGAUCAUAGGAAUUAUUGUCCGUUUGGCAGAGCAUGGUCUUAUUCAUUGUGACUUCAAUGAAUUUAACAUAAUGAUAGAUGAUGAUGAAAAAAUCACCAUCAUUGACUUUCCACAAAUGGUAUCUGUAUCUCAUCGAAAUGCAGAAAUGUACUUUGAUCGUGAUGUUGAAUGUAUUAUCAAGUUUUUCAGCAAGAGAUUCAACCUAUCUUUUGAAGCGGAUGCUGGUGAUUCAGAUUCAGAUUCAGAUGCUGAGUCAGAUAGUAUAAAGCCUCGGUUUUCUUCAAUAAAGAAAGCUUCUGGUUUCCUUGACAAGGAACUUUCUGCUAGUGGCUUUAGCAGGAAGGAACAAGCUGAUAUUGAAAAGUUUACUCUUGAGAAGAUUCCUGGUUCUGAUGAUGAAGAAAUAGAAGAAGAAGAAGAAGAUGAAGGAGAAAUCCAAAACUUUGAUUCUUUAUGCUCAUUGACCAAUGAUGAGGAGCAAGUAAAGGCUUGUGGAAAUAGUGGGGAUGUAGAAGAAGAGGAUCAACAACAGCUCUCUGAAGGGAAACAGCCUGUUAAAAGUGAUCAGGUGAAAGAUGAUGAUGAUGAUGAUGAUGGUGGUGAUGAUGAUGAUGGUGAACUUGCGGAGCGUCUAGCAAAGCAGAGACGACGUGCUAUUCAAGCAGCAAGAGCAGGAAGGAAGAGCAACAAUGGUUCAAGAAAUGCGUAUAAAGACAAGGGUGCAAAAUCCUCUCAUAAUUCCAAGAUCCAGAAGCAGCAAAUGGCUAGUAGUAAUUGGUGAUUUAAACAAAGCAAAUGGCUAAUAGUAAGUUGUCAUCUACAGGAUAUAUAUUUUUGGGUCUUACUAAAAACUCACUCCAUACUUUUUUAUGUAAUAUUUUUAUAGCCUUUAUGUCUAAUCGCUUGGGCAACAUCAUAUACAUCAUCACUUCAUCUGUCACAA